AUGUUUCCAUCGUUAGUUCAACAUAAUUUACGUCGUCCACAUUCUCGUGAUGAUAUGGAUGAAUUCAACGAUUUCAUGUCUGAUGCAAAUGUUCUGAUAGUGGGCACGCGUCGUAAACAAUUUCGUUCUGCGGCAAAUGUAAACGUGAAUCAAAAUACAGCUAAUAGUCAUUUGAACAAUCGGCAACAAAUAACAACAGCAGUCACAACUAGUACUUGUGCUUUAGUUCAGCAAUCAAGUGGUACGAAUAUUUCCCUAGAAGCUGAACGAUUUCCUCAAACAUGUUAUCCAUUCCCUCCAUUUAUUAUUCAUUUUUCGUCUGGUAAUGUUAAGGAUCAGUAUGUUGUGGACGAUAUAUUUAAACAUGUUAACGAUAAGCAUAAGUAUAACGUUGCUGUUGCUGGUUUUGGUCGAUCAACUAAUUUUUGUCAACCUGAUGAGUACAAUGUCCUAUUAUUUGUUAGUAACAUUUGCCUAAUUAUAUGA
Molecule: messenger RNA, 486 nt
Organism: Didymodactylos carnosus
Lineage: Eukaryota; Metazoa; Rotifera; Eurotatoria; Philodinida; Philodinidae
Source: the annotation of a GenBank genome assembly